Messenger RNA from Symphalangus syndactylus (siamang), 4359 nucleotides. RefSeq names its product moesin (gene MSN). Lineage: Eukaryota; Metazoa; Chordata; Mammalia; Primates; Hylobatidae. The record is from RefSeq and is a predicted model, not a curated record. Gene Ontology annotation, molecular function: actin binding. Gene Ontology annotation, cellular component: cytoskeleton.
AGCGGUCGGCGGGGAGGCGGGCGCGAGGGCGGGGAGCGGCGCGGAAGCCGGGCCACAUAAAGGAGCGGGCGGCGCGACAGGGGCGGCUCUUUCCUGGGUGGGGUUUGUGAAGUCGUGGCCCGUUAGCAGGAAGCCUAACAGUCGCCCCGACGCUAGUGAGGGACCCAAUCUGAGUCCCCGGCCAGCCGAAUCCGAGCCGUGUGUACUGCGUGCUCAGCACUGCCCGACAGUCCUAGCUAAACUUCGCCAACUCCGCUGCCUUUGCCGCCACCAUGCCCAAAACGAUCAGUGUGCGUGUGACCACCAUGGAUGCAGAGCUGGAGUUUGCCAUCCAGCCCAACACCACCGGGAAGCAGCUAUUUGACCAGGUGGUGAAAACUAUUGGCUUGAGGGAAGUUUGGUUCUUUGGUCUGCAGUACCAGGACACUAAAGGUUUCUCCACCUGGCUGAAACUCAAUAAGAAGGUGACUGCCCAGGACGUGCGGAAGGAAAGCCCCCUGCUCUUUAAGUUCCGUGCCAAGUUCUACCCUGAGGAUGUGUCCGAGGAAUUGAUUCAGGACAUCACUCAGCGCCUGUUCUUUCUGCAAGUGAAAGAGGGCAUUCUCAAUGAUGAUAUUUACUGCCCGCCUGAGACCGCUGUGCUGCUGGCCUCGUAUGCUGUCCAGUCUAAGUAUGGCGACUUCAAUAAGGAAGUGCAUAAGUCUGGCUACCUGGCCGGAGACAAGUUGCUCCCACAGAGAGUCCUGGAACAGCACAAACUCAACAAGGACCAGUGGGAGGAGCGGAUCCAGGUGUGGCAUGAGGAACACCGUGGCAUGCUCAGGGAGGAUGCGGUCCUGGAAUAUCUGAAGAUUGCUCAAGAUCUGGAGAUGUAUGGUGUGAAUUACUUCAGCAUCAAGAACAAGAAAGGCUCAGAGCUGUGGCUGGGGGUGGAUGCCCUGGGUCUCAACAUCUAUGAGCAGAAUGACAGACUAACUCCCAAGAUAGGCUUUCCCUGGAGUGAAAUCAGGAACAUCUCUUUCAAUGAUAAGAAAUUUGUCAUCAAGCCCAUUGACAAAAAAGCCCCGGACUUCGUCUUCUAUGCUCCCCGGCUGCGGAUUAACAAGCGGAUCUUGGCCUUGUGCAUGGGGAACCAUGAACUAUACAUGCGCCGUCGCAAGCCUGAUACCAUUGAAGUGCAGCAGAUGAAGGCACAGGCCCGGGAGGAGAAGCACCAGAAGCAGAUGGAGCGUGCUAUGCUGGAAAAUGAGAAGAAGAAGCGUGAAAUGGCAGAAAAGGAGAAAGAGAAGAUUGAACGGGAGAAGGAGGAGCUGAUGGAGAGGCUGAAGCAGAUUGAGGAACAGACUAAGAAGGCUCAGCAAGAACUGGAAGAACAGACCCGCAGGGCUCUGGAACUUGAGCAGGAACGGAAGCGUGCCCAGAGCGAGGCUGAAAAGCUGGCCAAGGAGCGUCAAGAAGCUGAAGAGGCCAAGGAGGCCUUGCUGCAGGCCUCCCGGGACCAGAAAAAGACUCAGGAACAGCUGGCCUUGGAAAUGGCAGAGCUGACAGCUCGAAUCUCCCAGCUGGAGAUGGCCCGACAGAAGAAGGAGAGUGAGGCUGUGGAGUGGCAGCAGAAGGCCCAGAUGGUACAGGAAGACUUGGAGAAGACCCGUGCUGAGCUGAAGACUGCCAUGAGUACACCUCAUGUGGCAGAGCCUGCUGAGAAUGAGCAGGAUGAGCAGGAUGAGAAUGGAGCAGAGGCUAGUGCUGACCUACGGGCUGAUGCUAUGGCCAAGGACCGCAGUGAGGAGGAACGUACCACUGAGGCAGAGAAGAAUGAGCGUGUGCAGAAGCACCUGAAGGCCCUCACUUCGGAGCUGGCCAAUGCCCGAGAUGAGUCCAAGAAGACUGCCAAUGACAUGAUCCAUGCUGAGAACAUGCGACUGGGCCGAGACAAAUACAAGACCCUGCGCCAGAUCCGGCAGGGCAACACCAAGCAGCGCAUUGAUGAAUUUGAGUCCAUGUAAUGGGCACCCAGCCUCUAGGGACCCCUCCUCCCUUUUUCCUUGCCCCACACUCCUACACCUAACUCACCUAACUCAUACUGUGCUGGAGCCACUAACUAGAGUAGCCCUGGAGUCAUGCCAAGCAUUUAAUGUAGCCAUGGGACCAAACCUAGCCCCUUAGCCCCCACCCACUUCCCUGGGCAAAUGAAUGGCUCACUAUGGUGCCAAUGGAACCUCCUUUCUCUUCUCUGUUCCAUUUAAUCUGUAUUGCUAGAAUAUCCUACUUCUCCAGCCUAGAGGUACUUUCCACUUGAUUUUGCAAAUACCCUUACACUUACUGUUGUCUUAUGGGAGUCAAGUGUGGAGUAGGUUGGAAGCUAGCUCCCCUCCCCUCCCUUACCACUGUCUUCUUCAGGGUCCUGAGAUUUACAGGGUUGGAGGGUUACGUGGUCUAGGGAAUGAGACAGGACCUUGGAUAUCUGCUUCAGGAUGUCAACUGACCUAAAAUUUGUCCUCCCAUCCCGUUUAGAGUUAUUUAGGCUUUGUAAUGAUUGGGGGAUAAAAAGAUGUUCAGUCAUUUUUGUUUCUACCUCCCAGAUCGUACCUGUAACAAACUCAGCCUCAAUAUGCCUUGUCAUUGACUUUAGGGACUCAAUUUCUCCCCAGGGUGGGUGGGGGAAAUGGUGCCUUCAAGAGGCUUCACCAAAUGUACUAGAAGGCCAUUGGCCAUUCUAUUCUGGCAAGGCUGAGUAGAAGAUCCUACCCCAAUUCCUUAUAGGAGUAUAGGCCUGUCUAAAGUGAGCUCUAUGGGCAGAGCUACCCCUUACUUAUUAUUACAGAUCUGCGGUCACUUUGUGGGAUCUGCCCCUCCCUGCUUCAAUGCCCAAAUCCUCUCCAGCUAUAACAGUAGGGAUGAGUACCCAAAAGCUCAGCCAACCCCAUCAGGACUCUUGUGAAAAGAGAGGAUAUGUUCACACCUAGCGUCAGUAUUUUCCCUGCCAGGGGUUUUAGGUCUCUUCCCCUCUCAGAGCUACUUGGGCCAUAGCUCCUGCUCCACAGCCAUCCCGGCCUUGGCAUCUGGAGCUUGAUGCCAGUAGGCUCAACUAGGAAGUGAGUGCAAGAAGCUGAGUAUGGUGAGAGAAGCCUGUGCCCUGAUCCAAGUUUACUCAACCCUCUCACGUGACCAAAAUCCCCUUCUCAUCACUUCCCUCCAAAGAGGUGACUGGGCCCUGCCUCUGUUUGACAAACCUCUGACCCAGGUCUUGAAACCAGCUGUUCUGUCCCUUGGAGCUGUAAACCAGAGAGCUGCUGGGGAUUCUGGCCUAGUCCCUUCCACACCCCCACCCCUUGCUCUCAACCCAGGAGCAUCCACCUCCUUCUCUGUCUCAUGUGUGCUCUUCUUCUUUCUACAGUAUUAUGUAUUCUACUGAUAUCUAAAUAUUGAUUUCUGCCUUCCCUGCUAAUGCACCAUUAGAAGAUAUUAGUCUUGGGGCAGGAUCAUUUUGGCCUCAUCCCUUUACCACCCCCACACCUGGAAAGAAUAUACUAUAUUACAAAAUGACAUUUUGCCAAAAUUAUUUUUAUUUUUAUUUUUAUUUUUAUUUUUUUUUUUGAGACGGAGUCUUUCUCUGUCCCCCAGGCUGGAGUGCAGUGGCGCAAUCUCGGCUCACUGCAAGCUCCGCCUCCCGGGUUCACGCCAUUCUCCUGCCUCAGCCUCCCGAGUAGUUGGGACUACAGGCGCCCGCCAACACGCCCGGCUAAUUUUUUGUAUUUUUAGUAGAGACGGGGUUUCACCGUGUUAGCCAGGAUGGUCUCGAUCUCCUGACCUCGUGAUCCGCCCGCCUCGGCCUCCCAAAGUGCUGGGAUUACAGGCUUGAGCAAAAUUAUUAAUAUAAGAAGCUUUCAGUAUUAGUGAUGUCAUCUGUCACUAUAGGUCAUACAAUCCUUUCUUAAAGUACUUUUAUUUGUUUUUAUUAUUACUGUUUGUCUUCUCCCCAGGGUUCAGUCCUCAAGGGGCCCUCCUGUCCCACCAUGUAGUGCCCCUAGCUUAGAGCCUCCCUCAAUUCCCCCUGGCCACCACCCCCCACUCUGUGCCUGACCUUGAGGAGUCUUGUGUGCAUUGCUGUGAAUUAUAUUGACACUCACUUGGUGAUAUGUCCUAUAUUGGCUAAAUUCAAACCUGGAAUUGUGGAGCAAUCUAUUAAUAGCUGCCUUAAAGUCAGUAACUUACCCUUAGGGAGGCUGGGGAAAAAGGUUAGAUUUUGUAUUCAGGGGUUUUUUGUGUACUUUUUGGGUUUUUUAAAAAUUGUUUUUGGAGGGGUUUAUGCUCAAUCCAUGUUCUAUUUCAGUGCCAAUAAAAUUUAGGAAGACUUCA